Annulohypoxylon truncatum is the source of this 1414-nucleotide messenger RNA. RefSeq lists its product as uncharacterized. The coding region runs from base 161 to 841 and encodes 226 amino acids. The transcript has a single exon. Lineage: Eukaryota; Fungi; Ascomycota; Sordariomycetes; Xylariales; Hypoxylaceae. The record is from RefSeq and is a predicted model, not a curated record.
UUAGCUUUUUCCUCUCUCAACCACUCUCAACCAUCAACUAUAACCACCUUGACGCUCUAUCCGCCCGUAUAUUCCCAUCCCCUUAUCCAAUAACAUACUUUUGCAUCGCAUCAAUAUUGUCUAUUGUCUAGUCUGUUGCAUUCAAAAGAGGCCUAACAAGAUGUCAACCUAUUACGUAGCUCCCCGCGAGAAGCGCUAUCACAAGUACAAGAAAGUCCUGUACCUAGAACCGCCAACCAACGGCAGCAAGACCGUUCGCACGCGAGUCACCACCAUCGUUCCUCCGCCGGCCCCCGCGCCAGUCCCGUCGCCGCCUCCCGUCCGCGUGCUGCCUGAGCCCGUCCACACGCCCACACCACCCCCGCCGCCGCCGCCACCAGUCAUCGUCGAGCCCCUCCCACCACCACCACCGCCCCCACAACCAGCGCCCAUAUACCACGCGCCGGCGCCCUGCCCGCCGCCGCAGUACCCGGAGUCCGAGCACGACACGGAGAUCGACGUGAUCGCCGUCGACGUCGACGCGGACCAGGAGUCCACCGUGUACUCCAAGUCGCACAAGAGCUCGCGCAGCAAGAGCUCGUCGCGCAGCUCCAAGUCGUCCUCGCGCAGCAGCCGCCGCAGCCGCGACAGAGAAGUUUAUAUCGAGCGCGAGCGCUUCGUGCCUGUCCGUGUUCCCGUGCCGUACCACGUCCACCACGUCGAGGUUGAGCAGCCCCAGCAGCAGGACUCCUUCCGCUACAUCGAGGCGCCGAGAAGGUACGAGCCGCCCAGGAAGCGCAGCGAGGACCACGAGAUUGUGAUUGAAGAUCAUCGUCAUCGGAAGUAUAUCAGAGACGGCUGAGUGAUCGGCUUGUGCUUAUAUACGCCCCACCUACCUACACACUUGUCUUUCUAUCUAUCUUUCUAUCAAUCUAUCCAUCUACUAUACGUUUGAAUUUGGUUUGAAUAUACACGGGAAGGAGUUCGGAGACGCUCUGCUAAGAUUGUCAUGAAGCUACGAGGAUGGAUGGAUGACGGCGCACCAAGAUCAUGAGACAUGUACAAGGCAAUGCGGCUUGGGGGCCACGGGAGGAUAGGAAACUCGGAGUUUGGAAUACGUCGUUCAGUUCAUUCUGUACACAUCUAUGAACAUACUGAUUUUUUGGGACAGCAGUUUCCUACUAAUAUUCCUAAUGUAUAUUAUGGAGCAGUAUUACUGUCUUAAGCCAUUGCAGUGGGAGGUAUUCUGCGGUCAGGGCUGAGACUACUUAGGUAGUAUUGGUGGUUCUUAAUAACCAGUCGGUCCAUGACCUUCGUUAACAAGUAUAUCACACAUGUCCACAAUUGGUAUGCCGUGAAUAGAUGCUAGUCACGAUGAUGAUAAACUUCUAAGUCGUAGGAAUAUAUACUACCGCCCCUCCAACCUAGGCUCCAU